Molecule: messenger RNA, 3939 nt
Organism: Synchiropus splendidus (mandarinfish)
Lineage: Eukaryota; Metazoa; Chordata; Actinopteri; Syngnathiformes; Callionymidae
Product: leucine--tRNA ligase, cytoplasmic-like
Exons: 32
Coding region: 133-3690 (1185 amino acids)
Biological process (GO): leucyl-tRNA aminoacylation
Molecular function (GO): aminoacyl-tRNA deacylase activity; leucine-tRNA ligase activity; ATP binding
Source: RefSeq, a predicted model, not a curated record
CAGGAGCCACUGCGUGAGUUUGACGGUCGGUGUCAUCAGCCGGGACCGGUGGCGUGGGUUUGUGAAACAGAACCACUUCUGCUGUGCCUUUUCACGCAUAAGACAUCGUAAUAGUCCGUCUACCAGUACAAGAUGACGGAACGAAAAGGAACGGCGAAGUUGGACUUUCUGAGAAAGAUUGAGUUGGAGAUCCAGGAAAAGUGGGAAAAGGACAAAGCUUUUGAAAGCGACGCGCCGACGACUGUGGGGGAAUGCUCCAACAAGAACAAGUAUUUUGUUACCUUCCCUUACCCUUACAUGAAUGGCAGAUUGCACCUGGGUCACACGUUCAGCUUGUCUAAGUGUGAAUUUGGAGUUGGUUAUCAGCUGUUGAAGGGUAAGAAAUGCCUUUUCCCGUUCGGCCUGCACUGCACAGGGAUGCCCAUCAAAGCAUGUGCAGACAAGCUCAAGAGAGAGAUGGAGGUGUAUGGAAACCCUCCACAGUUUCCAGAGGAAGAUGAUGAAGAAGAAAAGGAGAAGCCCAAGACGUCAGAUGAAAUAAUCAUCAAAGACAAGGCGAAGGGCAAAAAGAGUAAAGCGGUUGCCAAAUCUGGAUCAUCCGCCUUCCAGUGGAACAUCAUGAGGUCGCUGGGUCUCAGUGACCAGGAAAUAGAAAGAUUUGCCAACGCAGAGCACUGGUUGGAGUAUUUCCCUCCUCUGGCUGUCAAAGACCUGAAGAUGAUGGGAGUCAAGGUGGAUUGGCGUCGCUCCUUCAUCACAACAGAUGUGAACCCCUUCUACGACUCCUUUGUCAGGUGGCAGUUCCUGACCCUUAAGGAGAGAAAGAAGAUUAAAUUUGGCAAAAGGUACACUAUCUACUCCCCUAAAGAUGGGCAACCAUGCAUGGAUCAUGACAGGCAGACAGGAGAGGGAGUUGGUCCUCAGGAGUACACACUCAUCAAGAUGAAGAUAGUGGAGCCAUACACCGCCAGAUUCAAGUCCAAAGUGUUCUACAGCAGUGGCAUGAAGAGCAAAAACAUCUUCUUGGUGGCCGCAACACUCCGACCGGAGACCAUGUUCGGUCAGACCAACUGCUGGGUCCGGCCCGAUAUGAAGUACGUGGCCUUUGAGACCACCAGCGGUGACAUCUUCAUCUGCACUAAGAGAGCUGCCCGGAACAUGUCCUUCCAAGGCUUCACCAAGGAGAAUGGAGUCGUUCCAUUGGUCAUGGAAAUCCUGGGACAGGACAUUCUCGGCUGUGCCCUCAGUGCUCCACUGACCUCGUAUACGGUCAUCUAUGCUCUGCCCAUGCUCACCAUCAAGGAGGACAAAGGCACCGGUGUCGUCACCAGCGUUCCAUCUGAUGCUCCCGAUGACAUCGCCGCACUCAGAGACAUCAAGAAGAAGCAAGCCCUGAGAGAGAAGUACGGGAUUGAAGAUAAGAUGGUUUUGCCGUUUGAACCGAUACCGAUCAUAGAAAUCCCGGGUUACGGGAACCUCUCGGCUCCUCUGGUGUGCGACGAGCUUAAGAUCCAGAGCCAGAACGAUAAGGAGAAGCUGGUGGAAGCCAAAGAGAAAGUCUAUCUGAAGGGAUUCUAUGAAGGGAUCAUGCUGGUCGAUGGAUACAAGGGGCAGAAGGUCCAGGACGUCAAGAAACCAAUCCAGAAGAUGAUGGUGGACAGAGGCGAGGCGAUGAUCUACAUGGAGCCGGAGAAACAGGUCAUGUCCAGGUCAGCCGACGAGUGUGUGGUGGCCCUGUGCGACCAGUGGUAUCUGGACUAUGGAGAUGCUGAGUGGAAGCAGCAGGCCAACGAAGCUCUGACGUCUCUGGAAACGUUUUGCGACGAGACGAGGAGAAACUUCGAGGCCACCCUGGCCUGGCUGCAGGAGCAUGCCUGCUCCCGGACGUACGGACUCGGAACACGUCUUCCUUGGGAUGAGCAGUGGCUCAUCGAGUCGCUAUCUGACUCCACCAUCUACAUGGCCUUCUACACGGUGGCCCACCUCCUCCAGGGUGGAGUGCUGAACGGGCAGGGAGCAUCACCGCUGGGCGUCAAGCCGGAGCAGAUGACCAAAGACGUUUGGGACUUCAUCUUCUUCAAGACGUCACCUUUCCCGAAGACCAGCAUCCCGAAAGAGAAUCUCCAGAGGCUGAGGCGGGAGUUUGAGUACUGGUACCCGGUGGAUGUCCGUGUUUCUGGCAAAGACUUGGUGCCGAACCAUCUGUCCUACUACCUGUACAACCACGUGGCCAUGUGGCCCAAAGACAAUGGAAAGUGGCCUCAGGCGGUUCGAGCCAACGGACAUCUGCUGCUCAACUCUGAAAAGAUGUCCAAGUCUACCGGAAACUUCCUCACUCUCAGCCAGGCGAUUGACAAGUUCUCAGCAGAUGGGAUGCGUCUGGCUCUGGCUGACGCCGGCGACACGGUGGAGGACGCUAACUUUGUGGAGACCAUGGCCGACGCGGGCAUCCUGCGCCUCUACACCUGGGUGGAGUGGGUGAAGGAGAUGAUCGCCAACCAGAACAAUCUGAGGACCGGCCCCGCCACUACUUUCAACGACCGGGUCUUUGCCAGUGAGAUGAACUCUGGGAUCUUGAAGACGGAGCAGCACUAUGAAAAGAUGAUGUACAAAGAAGGUCUGAAGACCGGCUUCUUCGAGUUCCAGGCCGCCAAAGACAAGUACCGAGAGCUGGCGAUCGAAGGGAUGCACAGAGAUCUGGUGUUCCAGUUCAUAGAGAGACAAACUUUGCUGCUGGCUCCCAUCUGCCCGCACCUCUGCGAAUACACCUGGGGUCUCCUGGGCAAGACCCACUCGCUGAUGAAGGCGACGUGGCCGGCGGCGGGUCCGGUCGACGAGAUCCUCAUGCGCUCGUCUCAGUACCUGAUGGAGACGGCGCAUGAUCUGCGCUUGAGGCUGAAGGCGUACAUGAAUCCUCCGAAAAACAAGAAAGGCGACUCCAAGCCGCCAGCCAAACCGUCCCACUGCACCAUCUACGUGGCCAAGAGCUACCCUCCGUGGCAGCACAGCGCCUUAUCUCUGCUUGGCAAACACUACAAGAGCAACAACGGUGUUCUUCCAGACAACAAAGUCAUCGCCAGCGAGUUAGGAGCUCUGCCUGAGCUGAAGAAGUACAUGAAGAGAGUCAUGCCCUUUGUGGCCAUGAUCAAGGAAAACCUGGAGAAAAAUGGUCCGAGGGUUUUGGAUCUGGAGCUGGAGUUCGAUGAGCGGGCCGUGUUGAUGGAGAAUUUGGUCUAUUUGACAAACUCUUUGGAGCUGGAGCAGAUCGAUGUCUUGUUCGCGUCUGAGGGAGACGAGAAGGUGAAGGAGGACGGUUGCCCUGGGAAGCCGUUCUGUUUCUUCAGAUCGGAGCCCGGCGUGAGCGUGUCGCUGAUCAACCCUCAGCCAGCCAACGGCCUCUUUUCCACCAAAAUGGACAUCCGACAAGGAGACACCCGAGACACCAUCGUCCGGCGGCUCGCCAAAAUCCACCGCCUCAUCAAAGAUCUCUCCCGGGUCAAGCUGAUGCGGUACGAAGACCCGCUCCUCGGUCCACGCCGGGUUCCAGUCCUGGGCCAGGAGGAGAAGGGCAAGCUCCCCAUCUCCACAGAGUGCGUGUUUAACGUCAAUCUGCAGGACAAGAAGGUCACGCUGGCCGACAACGGUCUCUCCGUGGACAUCGGCGACACUCUGGUUUAUCUGCUCCACUGACCAUUCGCAAGCAGAGCAGGUCGAGUCUGUGAGUUGUGAUCGGCCCCUGAGGCCAUGUGUGGCAACAGCAGCUUGCUAUUGUUACGAACUGAGUCAGCAGUGGGUCUGGAACCAAUGAGACCUGAAAUAAUGUGUCGAAUGUGUCUCCAUCGUCUGUCAAGACUUCCCAUUUACAAUCAUGACGUUUAACAGAGAACAAUAAUUUACCAUGUGUGUAAAACAAAGGUUUUUAAAUAAAGCCUAGCACAA